Molecule: messenger RNA, 866 nt
Organism: Malus domestica (apple)
Lineage: Eukaryota; Viridiplantae; Streptophyta; Magnoliopsida; Rosales; Rosaceae
Product: citrate-binding protein-like
Source: RefSeq, a predicted model, not a curated record
CUAUAAAAUUCUUACAAUUCACAUCGUUUGAUUUUAUCAUACAAAAAUGAAAAGCAUCAUCAGUUCUUGUAACUUCAAAAAGGUUGUGUUUUUGCUACAGAUCAUCUUCUUCGUUGAAGCCCAACAUUUCUGUUGUGCUGAUCCCACUUCUGGAUUCACACCUGUGCAUUUCACUGCACAAAAUCGAAAGUUGCAGAAGCCGUAUAACAAGUCUCCUCAUGAGCGUUACGGUAAUAAAGAUGGAGUUGAAAAGUUUUGGAUCUACAACCACGACAAGCCCUUUCAAAAGCACAAUCCAACCAGGCCACGCUCCGAAAUCAGAAUUUCUGGGCAUGACUACACUUCCGGGGUUUGGCAAUUUGAAGGCAAUUUUCUUGUCCCACAAGGCACCUCAGGGGUCACAAUAAUGCAGAUAUUUGGUUCAUCCAAACAAGCGACAGCUCUGCAACUGAGGGUCUAUGAUGGGGAUUUGAAGUACUAUGCUCACAAUGUGGUAGCCCCUAAUAUCUACGAUAAGUGGGUUAGGCUGAAUGUGAUUCACAACGUUGCUGCAGGGAAAGUGACAAUUUUUAUCGACGGCAAACGGAAGUUUGUCGCCAGAGAUCACGGCCGAGCAACCUUUUACUUCAAGUAUGGAGUUUAUGGAGCCUUAUCUCGUUCAAGUAACUACAUGCAAUCAAGUUGGAGAGGAAUCAAACUUUUCAAAAAAUGAAAUAUAUAUCCAUUGAGGGAGAAGAGAAGGGGGAGCUUGAUGUACAAAAUACUAAAAUAGUUUUAUACAAUUAUUCUUGCCCGCGCGUUGCACUGGGUCGAGAAAUUUGUCAUGUAAAUAAAGAAAUAUACUACAAGCUUUAAUACCAUGUAUU